CAGGAGAUCCUCGGCGAGGCCGUCAAAGUGGCCCGCUCGCAGUUUGGGUGCCGCGGCAUCCAGCGCCUCGUGGAGAAGUGCCUGCACGUGCCCAGCACUCAGGCGGUCCUCGAGGAGCUGCUCGGGGACCCCCAGGCGAUCCGCGAGCUCUGCAAGCACCCGUUUGGACACUACGUCGCGCAGAGCGUGCUGGAAUCUGGCUUCGAGGAGUUCAAGCGCCGAGUGGCGGUCGCCAUGCUGCGGGACUUGCCGAGGCUGGCCACCCACAAGUCUGCGAGCUACGUGGUAGAGAAGGCGAUGACGCAUUGCGACGAGGAGGUCCAGGCCCAGUUCUGCCGCAGCUUGACGGAGGCCGAGGUCGUGCGGGCGCUUGCCGCGAGCAAGGGCGUGUACGUCUUGAGGGCCAUCUCGAGGAAGUCCGAGGAGCUCCGGCGUGCCGUGCGCCGCGCCCUCUCCGACGAUUGGCUGGCCUCCGAGCAGGGGAGGGCGGUGCAGGCGAGCAAGCAUGCCAGAGUGCUGCUGAAGGACCUCGGCAUCCAGUGCGACGGCCUGGACGCCGCGGCGGCCAGCUCCGCCGCGGAGGCCGCCGAGAGCGCCGCGGGGGAGGAGGCCGCCUGAUCGCGGCACGGCCACAGGC
Messenger RNA from Prorocentrum cordatum, 637 nucleotides. The record is from the annotation of a GenBank genome assembly. NCBI's taxonomy places the organism in Eukaryota, Dinophyceae, Prorocentrales, Prorocentraceae.